AUGACCUCUGACCCCAAUCUGCUGCGCCGCCGGGCCAACAGCGCGACCACACGCAACGGCCACGCCCGCGGAGCUUCAAAGCAAAUGAUCCAGCCAAAGUCGAUACACACGUCCGACGAAUUUGUGCGGGAAUUUUUGGGGCCGUCCUUUGACCCGGCCGCCUUCCUCAACGCCAAGCUGCCGCCGCUGGCGCCCAGGUCGUCGGGUGCUGCCGCCACGCCUGCUGGGGCGGUGCCGCUGGCGGACCUCUCACAGCAGGCCAACGCGCUACUCUCGCAACUCAGCGCGCAGACGACGCGGCUGUCGUCGACGCUGACGCAGCUCACCGACGACAUCCUGCGCAGCGGGAGCCGGCUGGCGUACCAAGUCGAGCUGCUGCGCGGUGAGACGCUUAGUCUGAAUGAAACGCUACACGAAACACUGCAGGAGGACAUUGCCAAGUUUCUACCCGAGGGCAUUCACGGGAAGCAGGACGAGAAAGGCAACGAAUCUGUUGGGGGAGAGGAUGGCCAGGAUGAGGAGCGCAAAGACAAGGCCAACGAAGCCGACGCCUAUGCACAGCUGCCUAUCUCAACAACCACGGGAGCAAUUGGUGCCAGCAAUGAGCCGACUUGCGUCCAGCAACUACGAACACUGACGCUGGUGCGCUCACGCUUGGAGGACGUGAUCAAGAUAUUUGGCGACGCCAUGGAUUUCGGCUUCCCCCCAUCCGAAGUCUCCGUGAGCUCUUCUUUCCUCUCCGUGUCCGCGCCCGAGCCGGGCUCCGACCAGCAGAGCUCCGAGGCUAAGGGCCAGCAAAACCUAAAGGACCUGCGCGACGAAAUCAGCAGCCUGCUGCGCCCAGACAGAGACGGUGGCGCCGUCGACCCCGUCGCCGGCAUCGAGCGCGCGGCGAACCGCAUCGAGGAGCUCAAGACGCUCAACGCUGUGUGGAGGGGCACUGCCGAGGAAAAGGGCCGCAGCCGAUUUAUUGAGAGUUUGGCGAAAAUGGUCGAGGACAGGCACAGGGAGCUCAUGCGCGAGCUGGAGCAGCAGCAGCAGCAGCAACAGCAGCGCGGGGCGUCGCCGGCGAAGAAGACGGGGGAUGGCAUGGUGAGAAGGACGGGAUCGCCGGCGCUCGGGGAUGAGACGAGACCGGCGCAGCCGCCGGGGGGCUUUGGCUUGAUGAGCCAACUGCAAAAAUUACGAAACGGAUUGUAA
Messenger RNA from Beauveria bassiana ARSEF 2860, 1200 nucleotides. RefSeq lists its product as uncharacterized. The coding region runs from base 1 to 1200 and encodes 399 amino acids. The transcript has a single exon. Lineage: Eukaryota; Fungi; Ascomycota; Sordariomycetes; Hypocreales; Cordycipitaceae. The record is from RefSeq and is a predicted model, not a curated record.